This is a messenger RNA of Mya arenaria, 756 nucleotides long. RefSeq names its product neurexin-1-like. The record is from RefSeq and is a predicted model, not a curated record. Lineage: Eukaryota; Metazoa; Mollusca; Bivalvia; Myida; Myidae. The transcript has a single exon. The coding region runs from base 1 to 756 and encodes 251 amino acids.
AUGCAAAGGUCGAUGGAGAAAUAUGUUUCGUGCUUAAUGUUGACCCUCAUCAUAAUAGACGUCAGCAAUGCGUUAACGUUCACGCGAACUAACACCACGCAUGCGCAGUUUCCGAAAUGGAACGCGUGCACGGAGAGCAGCCUCAGUUUCGAGUUUCGAACAAAAGAGCCGGACGGUCUCCUCCUGUACAUGGACGACAGCGGGGAAAACGACUUCCUGGAGCUGUCGGUAGUAAAGGGCCGCGCGCGGAUGCGUUUUAACAUCGUGCAGGGGAGGGACGGUGCUCUUACGUUGACGUUAGGGCGGCAAUUAAAUGACGGCGGAUGGCAUCGUAUUGAGAUUAGACGUAAACGUAUGCAGAUUUACCUGUACGUUGACAGGUACCACGAUUCACGAUUAGCUGUCGGUUCUGAUUUCUAUCUCGGAAACGUCGCCAACAACAGCUUUGUGUAUUUCGGAGGACUACCCAUGAUUUACGGUGAGGGAAAGAACAAAUCGAACCUUAAACGUCUCUCACUUCCGUCUGCCUUCUUUGAAACACGUUUUGAAGGAGAAAUCAGAAACACCAUUUAUGGAAACUGCACGUGCAGAAAGCAACGCGCCAAUAUGAUGUCAGGCGAAGACGUGUCGCCGUUUCCGCUCGAGGCGUGUGACGUCAUCAACACGUGCGGUGACUGCCUGUGUGUCAGCGGUGAUGACGGACCGGCGUGCAAGUGUCAGCAGGAAGCUUGCGAAGAUGGUAUGUUUGACAAAUGA